This is a messenger RNA of Ogataea philodendri, 633 nucleotides long. RefSeq lists its product as uncharacterized. The record is from RefSeq and is a predicted model, not a curated record. Bases 1 to 633 code for a protein of 210 amino acids. NCBI's taxonomy places the organism in Eukaryota, Fungi, Ascomycota, Pichiomycetes, Pichiales, Pichiaceae. Gene Ontology annotation, biological process: N-acetylglucosamine metabolic process. Gene Ontology annotation, cellular component: cytoplasm. The transcript has a single exon.
AUGAGUGAUUUGGCCAACUCGAAGGGACCGAUGCCUUUCUCGCUGAUCAAGCAGCUGGUGACAAACGGCGAGAUCGACAAGCUUGUGAGAUCGGAAGAGGUUAUGAAGGAAUACACCGCCCAUAAGGAAAAGUUCAAGAAACAAGGCGCAGACAUGAUCACUUUUAUUCUGUCUAGAGAGCUCAAAUGGGUGCCUCAGGACGUGCCUCUGAACACGCCGUCAGAACAGCUGAUUGAGGCGUUUGUCAAGCCGGCCGAUUCGCGGAUGUUUGCCAACGAGGCAGACAUAACCAUCGUGCAGAACACGUUUCCCUACUAUGUGGAGCCCGGCGUACAACAUCUGUGUGUGUGGGUCAAGUUCCCGAUGCCGCCAGACCCGCAGUCCGACAAAGGCGAUAUCUCGCCGAAGGACAAACAGCUGGUGGAAAAAUACAUCACAAACACGUUCUGCAACUGGCUCGGGAUCCCGAGAUCUGAUCUUGUCUGGUUCAAAAACUGGACAAGUCUACAAUCGGUGAGGUCAAUUCCACACAUCCAUGUCAUUAUCAAAGACAUGGACCAGGAUUCGCUCGAUAAAGUCCUCAGAACAGGAGGCAAGGCCUUGAACUAUGGAACGGAAGACUGCAAGUUAUAA